AUGUUUUUAACUCCAACAGGUCCCAUUGAAGCACACUCAGCCUGCUGUUGAAUAAAAUUGUUCCUCAUUGUGGAAUGAGCCUUGAACAGAGGCCUUACACUUUUCGCAAAGCUUGAAGUUGUCCAUGAGGAAUCAAAAAUUUUCACAUCUCAUAAGCUCUACUUUAAAUAUCAGUCUUGAUUAGGAUCAGGAAUAAAAUUAGAGCCCAAACCAUGAUCGACCAAGAUUAUGAAAGGAGACUUCUACGGCAGCACAAUGGGAAACUCUCAACUCCAACUCCAACAAAAUCUCCUGUUCUAUCAGCAAAAUCUCGAACUCCAACCAAGUCUCCCUUUCUAUCGCCUGGUGGCAGUGGAGCAACCACAUCAUCCCCCCUUGCAUCUCCCAGCAAGGAUAAGUAUGGUGAUAGAUUCAUUCCUGUGAGGGCCAAUGCCCGGUGGCACAUUGAUUUCAAUCUUAUAGAGGAGAACAAGUCUCCGACACAGAACAGGAAGACCCAGGAUGCAUCGAUGGAAGGAAACCGAGAUGCUCUUGUGUAUUCCUGUCUCCUGAAGAAUGAACUGCUUGGGAUGGGGAUAUCCGACAUCAGGGAGGAUUGUGGGGAGAGGCAGGCCCUUUCCCCUGUUGAGUCUCGCAAUCUCUUCAAGUACCGGAUUCAAAAGAGCAGUGUUCUGGAUGAGCCAAUGUUCAUUCUUCAUGACUGCUCUAUCAUUCAGGUCCUAGAUGCACCAGAACUGCAGGAUGACUUCUACCUGAACCUUGUGGAUUGGUCAUCUCAGAAUGUACUGGCUGUGGGAUUGGGCUGCUGUGUCUGGCUUUGGUCUGCUUGCACCUCCCAGGUCACCAAGUUGUGUGACCUCUCAGCGAGUGGAGAUUCUGUCACUUCUGUGGCCUGGUGUGAUCGAGGUCACCUAGUGGCAGUAGGAACUCACAAAGGGCAGGUUCAGGUUUGGGAUGUUGGUGCCACCAAGAUGGUGGGCCUUCUGGAGGGUCACUCUGCACGUGUUGGAGCCUUGGCCUGGAAUGGUGAGGCCUUGGCCUCUGGAUCACGAGAUCGGUUAAUCCUUCAUCGUGACACCCGUUCACCACCCACACUGGCCGAGCGGCGCCUUGUUGGACACCGACAGGAGGUGUGUGGCUUGAAGUGGUCCCCAGACAACCAAUACCUUGCUUCAGGUGGAAAUGAUAACAAGCUGUUCAUAUGGAACCUUUCAGCCACCACUCCAGUCCAAACCUACAAUGAACAUGUGGCAGCUGUCAAGGCUAUCGCUUGGAGCCCACAUCAUCAUGGACUUCUGGCAAGUGGAGGGGGGACUGCAGACCGGUGCAUUCGUUUCUGGAACACUCUCACUGGUCAGCCAAUGCAGUGCAUGGACACUGGAUCCCAAGUGUGCAACUUGGCCUGGUCUAAGCAUGCUUCUGAAUUGGUGAGCACUCAUGGGUAUUCACAAAAUCAAAUCCUAGUGUGGAAGUAUCCAAGCCUAGUUCAGGUGGCGAAGCUAACAGGACACACAUAUCGAGUCCUUUACCUUGCCAUGUCCCCUGAUGGGGAAUCCAUCGUCACAGGGGCCGGUGAUGAAACUCUCCGGUUCUGGAAUGUCUUUUCCAAAGCUAGGUCCCAAAAGGAAGCCAAAUCUGCCCUGAAUCUGUUUACAAAUAUCCGUUGAUCCGUGAUGGCCUCUUCCCGAGCAGAAAUUGCAGUGCAUGAAUAAGCCUGCUCCCAAGGAACCAAUCCUUUAUGCAUCAUUUCUCUGCAUUCAAUUAUCGUGAAUUUUGUAUUUGUGCUUUAUUCCUUUUUUUUUGUACGAGGGUUUUUCUCUUGCUCUUGGUGAUGAAGAGAAGUUGUAAUUCAGAAAAUGACUGUUGCUGAAUGUUGAAGGAUUAGGAGUUUGGUGCAUGUUGAAGGAUUAGGAUUUCUUGGUUCAUCUUUAUGUGUGAUGUCAUUCCUUUCACUGUGCGUUCUUUCUUUAUGAAAAUAAAUAUUUAUAUUGAAGCAUGA
Messenger RNA from Darwinula stevensoni, 1999 nucleotides. Lineage: Eukaryota; Metazoa; Arthropoda; Ostracoda; Podocopida; Darwinulidae. The record is from the annotation of a GenBank genome assembly.